Ambispora leptoticha is the source of this 723-nucleotide messenger RNA. The record is from the annotation of a GenBank genome assembly. NCBI's taxonomy places the organism in Eukaryota, Fungi, Glomeromycota, Glomeromycetes, Archaeosporales, Ambisporaceae.
AUGGAAACACUUGAAGAACUUUACGAAAUAUUUUACUCAAUACCUGACCCCGGAGCAUCCGACGAGCAUCUAAUCGAAGCAAUAGACAAUUGGCUUCUCAAGAAAAACUUAACCCGCGAACAAAUAUUCAAUUUACUACUUGACCACAAACAAAAAAACUACACCGGUACCAACAAAAAUAAUUAUGAAUACACAUCCAUCCUCGGAAUGUUUCGCUACGCUCGCAUCGGCACACUAUUUAACUAUAAAUCUGAAAAUGACACCAAAAAUAGUUACGAAAAAUACGCAUGCAUCCUCGGACUGUUAUACCACUACGGUAUAGGUACACGGAUUAACUAUAGACUCGCAUUCGAAGAUUAUAAAAUAUCUGCAGAAUCCGGUGAUGCAUUUGGACAAAACCAACUCGGAUAUUGUUACCACUUUGGGAUAGGCACAACUAGAGACUUUAAGGCCGGCUUUGAAUGGAUUCAAAGAUCGGCGAUGAACGGUCAUAUAUGCGGUCAGCGAACACUAGGUUAUCACUAUCAUUCUGCACUGGGUUGUCCCCGCAAUUAUCGACUAGCUUUUUAUUGGUACAUGAAAGCGCACGAGGGUGGAAACCCGAGAGCUGCAUAUUCAAUUGCUACUUGCUAUUUUGAAGGAAAUGGAACUUUUUUGGAUUAUCAUCGUGGAUUCCGUUGGGCUAUGAAAAGUGGAAGAAAUGACAGUUUCUGCCAGAAUUAA